Messenger RNA from Mesorhabditis spiculigera, 420 nucleotides. The record is from the annotation of a GenBank genome assembly. NCBI's taxonomy places the organism in Eukaryota, Metazoa, Nematoda, Chromadorea, Rhabditida, Rhabditidae.
AUGUACGCAUCUUCCGUUUCGUGGGGCGUGGCGCCCGGCUGCUCGGCGUCUCCACUGAACAGGGUAAUCCCUCUGAUCGCCGAUCCGCCGACGGGAGAAUCGGCUCCAGAGACGGGAUUGGUGGCGCUAGAUGAACAUGCCGAAAACGACGACCACGAGCAGAACAUGGGCGAGCUGUCGCCAAAUGACCCCUACCUCAUGUCGGGCGACGAUUUCUUCGACACGCACAGCGUCCAUCGGACACAAUGCGCCUACAGGGAAUGCUCAGACACGACCCUCUUCACAUAUCGACGAUGUUGCCGAACCGACGUGUACUCGUGCUGUUGGUUUUUCCGCAUGUGGGUCAUUGUGGUCUUCGGGAUUUUCGCGCUAAAGCUCUUCCUCACAAUCUUCGUCUCGUUUUUCCGGUGUGUCUGUUGC